Molecule: messenger RNA, 1953 nt
Organism: Sparassis crispa
Lineage: Eukaryota; Fungi; Basidiomycota; Agaricomycetes; Polyporales; Sparassidaceae
Product: Fimbrin
Exons: 8
Coding region: 1-1953 (650 amino acids)
Biological process (GO): actin filament network formation; actin filament bundle assembly
Cellular component (GO): actin filament; cytoplasm; actin filament bundle
Molecular function (GO): actin filament binding
Source: RefSeq, a predicted model, not a curated record
AUGGACGCACUGAGGUUGCGCAAGAAGUACCCAGAAGUCUCUCAAGAUGAGAUGUUCGAUUUCAUCAACCGCUUUAAUACGAUUUCGACCAAUACACCAGGCAGAAUCGACAAGACGGAUGUGCUGCAGGCGUUGCAGGCCAACGGAGAGUCAUAUGAUCGUGCACGAGAGACGCUGAAGCACGUCAGUGUGGAUGCGAGUGGAAAGCUUGAGUUGGAAGAUUGGGUCGAGUUGAACGUAAAGUUAAGAUCGCAGGCACCCUCGUCUGGGCUGCAGACGAAAGCCGGGAAGGUAACGGUACAUGGCUCGAACGCAAACGUGAGCCAUACGAUCAACGAAGACGAGCGCGCGGAAUUUACGAAUCACAUUAACCUCGUUUUGGAUGGCGAUGCGGACGUCGGCUCGCGCAUUCCGAUACCGACGAACACGAUGCAGCUCUUCGACGAGGUGCGGGACGGGUUGAUCCUGUGCAAACUGAUCAACGACUCGGUGCCAGACACAAUUGAUAUGCGUGUGCUAAACAAGCCGGCCCCACGCAAGCCGCUGAACGCAUUCCAGAUGACAGAGAACAAUAACAUCGUGAUCACGUCCGCGAAGGCGAUAGGGUGCUCAGUGGUCAACAUCGGAUCGUCGGACAUUGCGGAGGGAAGGGAGCAUUUGAUCCUCGGUCUGAUCUGGCAGGUCAUUCGUCGCGGGCUACUCGCGCAGGUGGACAUCAAGCUGCACCCAGAGCUGUAUCGGCUAUGCGAGGACGGCGAAACCAUCGACGACUUGUUGAGGCUCACGCCGGACCAAAUCUUGUUGAGAUGGUUCAACUACCAUCUCAAGCAGGCGGGCUGGAAUCGCAGGGUGAACAACUUCAGCCGAGACGUUUCCGACGCCGAGAACUACACUGUGCUGUUGAAUCAGCUUAAGCCGGACCUGUGUUCGCGUGCUCCAUUGCAGACGCGGGACGUGCGCGCUCGCGCAGAGCAGGUAUUGCACAAUGCGGACGCCAUCGGCUGCCGCAAAUAUCUGACGGUCGGCUCACUUGUAGCCGGGAAUCCCCGGCUGAACCUCGCGUUCGUUGCGAAUCUGUUCAACAACUACCCCGGACUCGAACCCCUGGACGAACAGGAGGCGAAGGAUUAUGGCGUGGUCGAGGACUUCGACGCGGAGGGCGAGCGGGAGGCGCGCGUGUUUAUGCUUUGGCUGAACUCGCUUGGUGUCGAGCCCGGCGUGUUCAACCUCUUCGAGAACCUCAAGGAUGGGCUUGUCAUCCUCCAGGCGUUUGACAAGGUGUUGCCCGGCAGCGUCGUCUGGCGUCGGGUCAGCAAGCCCAAAGCUGGCUUCCAGGCAUCGAAUAGCUAUUCCGCCGGUGGUACGGGCGAAGAGGAGGAAGAUAUUGGCGUGACGCCGAACCAGUCCAAUCUGUCGCGCUUUAAGCAAGUAGAAAAUUGCAACUACGCCGUCGACCUCGCGAGGCAGAACGGUAUGCAUAUGGUCGGCAUCCAGGGCGCGGAUAUCACCGACGGGACGAAGACUCUUGUGCUUGGGCUUGUAUGGCAGCUCAUGCGCAUGAACAUCACGAAGACCCUCUCCUCCCUCUCCAAGUCGGGACAAGGCAGACCUAUCAGCGACACAGAGAUUCUUAAGUGGGCAAACAGCACCGCGCAGAAGUCGAGGCCAGGCGUUAAGCCUAUCCGGUCGUUCAAAGACCCGUCGCUCACGACCGGCCUUUUCUUCCUCGAUCUUCUGGAAGCUCUCCGUCCAGGUAUCGUGGACCCCACUUUGGUGAUCGGCGUCAGCGACCAUGGUGACUACGAAGAGCGGCGGCAGAAUGCGAAAUUGGCGAUCUCGAUCGCAAGAAAGAUGAACACGUUGAUCUUCCUCGUUCCAGAGGACAUCGUCGAUGUUCGUCCUCGCUUACUCAUGACGUUCGUGGGCAGCUUGAUGGCGAUCGCCAAUGAAUAG